Molecule: messenger RNA, 149 nt
Organism: Funneliformis mosseae
Lineage: Eukaryota; Fungi; Glomeromycota; Glomeromycetes; Glomerales; Glomeraceae
Source: the annotation of a GenBank genome assembly
AUGGUAGAUUUGGAGUACAAGACGAUUUGGAAAGAUGGGUAUAUUGGAUAUUGGAAUUAUAAGGAAAUGUGUUGGGAAGAUGCAAAGAAAAUUGCGUCGUUUCAGUUAAGUGUUUUGAUGAACCUAAAGGAUAAUUGGAUUUUGGACCA